AAGGGCGUUAGUUUUACCGUUAGUACUCCCGCCAGUGAUCAAACCCCAAAACUAGGUGAAAUAUGUCUCCUCCAAUUCCUAAAAUUCCCAAUAAUUUUCCCACAUUGUCUCCAUUCUUACAUUCCUCCUCUCAUCUCCUUUUCUCUCUCAUCCAAUGGCGCAGGUGCAGCUAACAGAGACCUAUGCUUGCGUGCCCUCCACCGAGCGCGGCCGCGGAAUCUUAAUCUCCGGUGAUCCGAAAUCCAACAACAUUCUUUACUGCAAUGGAAGAUCAGUGAUCAUCCGUAACCUCGACAAUCCUCAGAAUGUCGAGGUUUACGGAGAACACGCUUAUCCGGUAACCGUCGCACGGUAUUCACCUAAUGGCGAAUGGAUCGCCUCCGCUGACGUUUCCGGCACCGUUAGGAUCUGGGGGACUCACAAUGGUUUUGUAUUGAAGAAUGAAUUUAAGGUUUUAUCUGGUCGGAUUGAUGAUCUUCAGUGGUCCCCUGACAGUCUUCGCAUUGUUGCUUCUGGUGAUGGCAAGGGCAAAUCCUUGGUCCGAGCUUUCAUGUGGGAUUCUGGAUCUACUGUUGGGGAGUUUGAUGGUCAUUCGAGGAGGGUCCUUAGUUGUGCAUUUAAACCAUCAAGGCCAUACCGUAUUAUCACCUGUGGAGAGGACUUUUUGGUGAACUUUUAUGAAGGUCCCCCUUUCAAGUUUAAGCAGUCGCAAAGGGAGCACACAAAUUUUGUCAAUUGUGUGAGGUUCUCUCCCGACGGAAGCAAAUUCAUUACUGUCGGUUCUGAUAAGAAAGGGAUAAUUUAUGAAGGGAAGACAGGAGAAAAAAUUGGAGAGCUGUCUGCACAGGACGGACAUCAAGGUAGUAUUUACGCAGUUAGUUGGAGUCCAGAUGGUAAGCAGGUGCUGACUGUAUCAGCGGAUAAAACUGCAAAGAUAUGGGAAAUCUCACAAGAUGGCAAUGGAAAGGCUAUUAGAACACUGUCUUCCGGAUCUGGCGGAGUGGAGGACAUGCUUGUUGGAUGUCUUUGGCAGAACGAUCAUCUAAUUACCGUUUCACUUGGUGGUAUUAUCAAUGUAUAUUCGGCAAGUGAUUUGGAGAAAGCCCCUCGUACAAUCUCUGGACAUAUUAAAAAUGUAUCUGCUUUGAUUAUGUUCCAGAGUGAUCAAAAUAUGGUACUCUCAUGCAGCUAUGAUGGAGUAGUAGUUAAAUGGGUCCGUGGUGUUGGAUAUUCUGGAAAUAUAAACAUGAAGGAUCACGCACCAAUCAAAUGUUUUACUGCUGUGGAAGGCGAGAUCAUUUUGUCUGGAUUCGAUAACAAGGUGUGGAGAGCUCCCAUCCAGGCAGAUGAAUGUGGACCUGCUGAGCAUGUUGACGUCGGAAGCCAGCCAAAGGAUUUGAGUGUUGCUAUUAAUGCACCUGAAGUUGUGUUAGUUGCUACUGAUUCAGGAGCUUUGCUGAUUAAUGGUAUGAAAGUUUUGUCAAGCAUUAACCUUGGAUUUACUGUUACUGCAUCUGCCAUCUCACCUGAUGGAACUGAAGCUGUAUUGGGUGGGCAAGAUGGAAAACUGCACAUAUAUUCUGUGUCUGGUGAUACUUUGACAGAAGAGUCUGUUCUUGAGAAGCACCGGGGUGCUAUUACUGUUAUACGUUACUCUCCAGAUGUUUCCAUGUUUGCUUCUGCUGAUGCCAACCGAGAGGCCGUUGUGUGGGAUCGUUCUACCAAAGAGGUAAAGCUUAACAACAUGGUGUACCAUACUGCUCGCAUAAACUGCUUAGCCUGGUCUCCUGACAGCACUAUGGUUGCUACUGGCUCUCUUGAUACUAGUGUCAUAAUUUAUGAACUUGGGAAGCCUGCUUCAUCUAGGAUGACACUGAAGGCUGCUCACUUAGGUGGAGUAUAUGGUGUGGCAUUUUCUGAUGAAUGCAGCGUUCUUAGUUCGGGUGAGGAUGGCUGUGUGCGUCUGUGGACAAUAACCCCACAAUAAAGAGAAAUUAAGUUGCGGUUGAAAGAGUUAGCUUUUUGAAGCAGAAUCAGUUUUUGUUGACGAUGUAUUAUGAAGUAGUGGUGUGGUUUUUUCCUGGAUCGUGGUUUUCUGGUUUCAGUGGUUGCUUACUUCUCAGAGCUAAAAGAACUGUGAGGAAAAUGGUAUCGGUUAAAUGUAUUUAUAGCACAAAUUUUCCAUAAACCAGGCUUGCGUUGGUGGACUCCUGUAGCAAGUUUUUUAAUGUUUUCCGGAGAGUGUUACACCCUCUUCACUAAUGAAACUGCAUAGCAACAAUUCUAUUUUUUUUGUUUGAGGUAUAUAAAUUUGUGGUUAUAACUAGAAAUGUUUGACUGUUUGAAGCGUGGAAUUUCAAAGAUUUUAAGACGUGAACUUUUGAAUUUGACAUGUAACUGCGUUGUUUGAUGCAAUUGCUGUCUUAUUGGCUAAGCCA
Messenger RNA from Spinacia oleracea (spinach), 2438 nucleotides. Its product is annotated as actin-interacting protein 1-2. The record is from RefSeq and is a predicted model, not a curated record. Gene Ontology annotation, biological process: actin filament depolymerization. Gene Ontology annotation, molecular function: actin filament binding. Lineage: Eukaryota; Viridiplantae; Streptophyta; Magnoliopsida; Caryophyllales; Amaranthaceae. Bases 155 to 1987 code for a protein of 610 amino acids. The transcript has 7 exons. Gene Ontology annotation, cellular component: cortical actin cytoskeleton.